UGCGGAAGUUUCUGCUACGAAAUAUUUAGCUGUUAGCUGUUUACGGUCUGUUACGUUACAACUGUCUUUUUAAAAGAAUUGUAAAUAGUUUUAAGUGAAAAUGUGCAACGGUUGUGUGCAUAAAGAGUACCCAGACCGGGGUAACACUUGUUUGGAGAACGGCUCUUACCUGAUGAACUACGUGGGCUGCGCCAACUGCCAUCAGAGGGACUUCGUGCUGAUCAGUAAUAAAUCCACUGAGGACGAUGAUGGAGAGGAGAUUGUCACAUAUGACCAUGUUUGUAAAAACUGUGACCACGUCAUCGCCAGGCACGAAUAUACUUUCUCUGUUGUCGAUGAAUAUCAGGAGUACACUAUGCUGUGCAUGCUGUGUGGAAAGGCAGAGGACUCCAUCAGUGUGUUACCAGACGACCCCAGACAGUCAGCGCCUCUCUUCUAAACUGCAAAACACACCAGUUUUUAUACCGACUCUCACAUGCUGCUGACUCCUCGCUUCAGGGUUUCAACCAUUUUUAUCAUCCAGUUAGAGUUUUUAUCUGUCUGUAAUUGAGCACAUCAUACUUUGUGUCUACUCUUUGGCUGUUUAUGAACUACUGUAUGCUGAUGGCAGUUGAGCAGGAACUAUAACUUUUUAUGACCAUGCAUUAUGAUAAAUAUAUUCUCUAUGUCAGUUUACAGUGUAAUGUAAAUAAACAUUUUUACUACUAAGAAGUGUAUUUUCCUCUGGAUUUUACUGCUUAUUGGACGUUAUAUCUUCAGAUUACCGUGGAGCUAUAAAACUACAGAUAUUUUUCUAAAAUUAGACAUAAUUUGUUUAAAAAAUGUUUAAAUACUGAGGUUUUUAAACAUUUCCAGUGCAGCAGUAAAAAUGUUUGAACCUGCCUUUACCUGCCAAACUAAAUUUAUUAAUUUCUAAUAAAAACAGUUUUUCACACACAUGAACAAUGAUUAACCGGCUUAAUGUUUAGAGCAGGGAUGUCAAACAUGCGGCCCACAGGCCAAAACCGGCCUUCCAGAGAGUCUAAUCCUGCCCGGGAGACGACUUUAUAAAGUGUAAAAGUUACAGAGAAGACAACUACUAUUUGUAAAACUAUGAAAUGGUUUCCAGAUCAUGACAAGUUGUUUUGAUCAAAGUGAAAUACAAGAUUGUUCAUUGUUCUUUUGCCAUUUUUUUGUCUCAUCUUUGAAAUAUUUUUGUCCUGUUUUUGUUGUUUUUGUCUUUUUUUCGUCUGACUUUAAUCGUCAGAUUUGUCGUUUUGUGUUUCCCUUUAGUCUCGCUUGUGUUUUUUGUCUCAUUUUUGUCAUUUUGUGAUUGUUUUGUGGAUCAUUUCUGUUGUUUUGUUUCACUUUUUUCUCAUUUUUUGUCUUGUCCAUUUUUGUCGCUUUGUAACUUUUUGUCUAAUUUUUUGUCACUUUUUUGUAAAAAAUGUCAUUUUGUUUCCUGAUUUUUUUGUGUGACAUUUUUUAGUAUUUUUUUUUCUUUUUUAAAGUAAAAUACUAUAUUGUUCAGUUCCAUACACCUAUGACUAAAUAUUUUGUGCCUUUGUAGACACUCUGUGAUCUGUAAGUUGUAAUGUGUAAAUGAUAAACGGAGGCAUAAUGUUGUUGAAAUUGAACUUAUUUUUCUUAAGAAAUUUUAGGUUGUUCAUAUUGUUUUGUAGAAAGAUAGUGCCUUAUAUGUGAACAUUUUCAGAAUGUAUUUUUUGCACUAAAACAAAGGAAAACA
Molecule: messenger RNA, 1726 nt
Organism: Acanthochromis polyacanthus (spiny chromis)
Lineage: Eukaryota; Metazoa; Chordata; Actinopteri; Pomacentridae
Gene: churc1
Product: churchill domain containing 1
Exons: 4
Coding region: 101-439 (112 amino acids)
Biological process (GO): multicellular organism development; positive regulation of DNA-templated transcription; fibroblast growth factor receptor signaling pathway
Molecular function (GO): zinc ion binding
Source: RefSeq, a predicted model, not a curated record